Molecule: messenger RNA, 731 nt
Organism: Erinaceus europaeus (western European hedgehog)
Lineage: Eukaryota; Metazoa; Chordata; Mammalia; Eulipotyphla; Erinaceidae
Gene: ACOT13
Product: acyl-CoA thioesterase 13
Exons: 3
Coding region: 182-598 (138 amino acids)
Molecular function (GO): fatty acyl-CoA hydrolase activity
Source: RefSeq, a predicted model, not a curated record
ACGCUAGCCGCAGGGAAUUGCGUGGCGGAUGAGCGCGGUGAGGCACCAGGAUGACGCUGCGGAACGGUGAACUUCAAGGACUUUUUGUCCACGCCGGUGUUCUUUCGUGUUUGGUUUCGGGCUUCCGGUUCUCCCUAAGCUCAGUGUUGUGUAGGGUUCAGAAGGCUGCGCUAGGUCCAUCAUGAGCAAGACACAGACGCUGCUGGAGGUGGUGAAGGCCAUGAAGAAUGCUCGCGGUUUUGAUAGAGUUUUGGAAAAGGUGACUCUUGUCUCUGCUGAUCCUGGAAAAGUGAUCUGUGAAAUGAAAGUAGAAGAUGAACACACCAAUAAAAUGGGCACUCUUCAUGGUGGUUUGACAGCCACCUUAGUGGAUAACAUAUCAACACUGGCUCUGCUAUGCACAGAAAGGGCAGCACCUGGAGUUAGUGUCGAUAUGAACAUAACGUACAUGUCACCUGCUAAAAUAGGAGAAGAUAUCCUGAUUACAGCACAUGUUCUGAAGCAAGGAAAAACACUUGCAUUUACCUCUGUGGAUCUGACCCACAAGACAACAGGAAAAUUAGUAGCACAAGGAAGACACACAAAGCACCUGGGAUAGUGACAGACCUAAAGAAGCCCAACAAGGCAUGACCUAAAGAAGCCCAACAAGUGUAAACUUGGCUUCAACAAAUUUAAUUAUCUAAGUAAAUUAACCAGUAUUAGCUAAUAAAUACUUUCUUUGAAAAAAGAGA